AUGGACAACAUGGAUUCGGACGAUGAUUGGGACGCCGACGAGCACUCGCACGACUUGAUCCACAUUCCCCUCGAGCCUCACCAGGGCCGUACCAUACUCCCAGCCCCUAUUGCAAAGGCCGUCAGCCUCGCCACACGCUCAACCUGUCUGGCCAUCCGCGUCGGUACUCUCGUCAGCUCUUAUGGUUUCGAUGCUGCAAAGUUCACCACCCUCUCCAGUCUCGAGCUGGGUAGAGGUAUUCUUGAGGGGAUACUCAGUAGGUCUGGGAGGGACAUGCUCGUGCGCUCCAAUAGCGACUUGGGGAGGGAAGAUGCCGAAACUGUCUUGGAGAGAAGCUUGGAGCACCUGCACCAUGCUAUGUCACAGAUCGUGUUCUGGACUACCACCGGUUUUCAGAUGACAAGUACUACCUUUUCAGUGGUGUCGGAAGUAUCACAGCUACUUCUCUCGUCUCUCGACCAGUUCUUUGGCUCCACCGAUUCUUCGCGCGCCAUUGCAAGCAUCAUCACUCUUAUCCGUCGAGAAUUUCAAAACCCUGCAACCGGGGUAGAGGGCGAGCGUGUGGGUGUCGUCGAUCUUGUUAUGGGCUUGUGCGCUUUGGCCUACCUCCAACGCAAGUGUCGACGCUUCCUUGAUGAGGAGAGUAGGCGGUUGGGACAUGACGAGAUCGUCUGGGACGUCGUCGUCCUCAACGACGGCGAGCGAGUCGACAUCCACGAGAACAGUCUCUACGGUGUGCACAAGGGCCGUUACAAGAGCAAGGGCCCUGACAUCUUGGUUUCCAUACCAGGCGAUCAACCCAGCCCUAGUAUCCUAGCCACUAUCGAACGCCAUGGGGAACGAGAAACCAGCGAAGAUGAGGAUGACGACGAUCUGCCCGAGAUCCGUUUGAAGAACCAGAUCAUGCGCUCUAUGCCCUCGGACACGAGCGUCUCCAUCUCAACAACCACCUUGACGAGGAAAAUGAUCACCGUAGAUUUUACUGGCCCCGAGCCACCGACAUUGACACCGCCUCCCGGCGUGGAGGUCGUUGAGCGAGAGGUCCUGCCUUCAGCAGAGUAUCAAAAAGAGCAGCCUACACGACAACAUGCGGUUGCCGAUGUUCCGACGUACCGGGUUGUAUACAGGGUGGACAAGAGCAAACAGCGGAGCACCACAUUUCGGGGCUACGAAGAGCCAGAGGAGACGACCAGAAAAGUAGAGUCCCUGGAUGACACUGAAGAUUCGGAUGCCUUUGGCCGAGACGGCGACAACGACGACCCACCACCUCCCGUUCCUCCUAAACCCGCGCUGCCAGUAGUCGCGGCCAGUUCCUCGAGAGCAGAAGCAACUUCCAAUUCGACCCCUCGUCGCACAAAGGUUGGGUCCGGCGUCCCUUCGACAUCCCCCAACAGCAGAGCAUCCCAAAUCCCAACGCCAAAGCAGAACCCGGAGAACGCGCCUAACCAAAAGCGACAGCGAGCGCCACUGGCUCCUUUACCAGCGAGGCCACGUCAUGAGAAUGCUGUUUCUUCGCAUUCUGAAACCACCAAGGCCAAAAGAAUAAAAGGCGAUUCUUUGCCAACGAGCAAGCCGUCAGAAAAGCCCGCAGAGAAGAAAAGCGGUAUCAGACAGGCCCUGAAGAGGGGUACUAGUUCAAAUAUUUCCAACCUAUUCCACCGAGAUGGAGCGGGCACUACGAGCUCGCAAUCCGCGGGAAAGGCCAAGCAAACCCCUCGAGCCGGACCCGCGGAGAGGACUACGCGCACUCCCACCCAGUCCAGUCGUCCUUCCCAGAACCGGGCCAUGGGACCGACGGCUUCCUCCAGCUCCCGAGGUCGCAACUACGAGAACCCCUCACCAGUACCUCGUAGCUCCUCGCGAGCUAGUUACAUCUCGGUCCAUGAACGCCGGCGAGACUCGAUUGUUUCGCAGACGGAAACCUACUCGUUCCAUGCAGUCGAUGGGCUUCGGCCACAGUCGCCAGGGUACGGCCGCCGAGACGGUAUGGGCCAGUCCAGUAUCCCGAAAUCUCGGUCGGAGAAGGACAUGAACGAUCAGAAACCGCCGUCACCCAUGAAGUCACGCAGAGCACGCUCCCAUGUCAACACACCGAGUCUUUACAGCAUCGCGAACACGGGCUCUCAAACAUCGCUGGUUUUGUCCUCGUACUACCAGAAGAGUGCAUACACAGAUUCUGAAGCCAUUGAUACCUUGAGGAGGGCGGGCACAGUAGAUGGCGUUUUCCCUGCCUUCCAUCUGCUUCGCAACAUCACUCGUUACAUGAGGUUUUCUUCGGCUUCCUACGGCUCCAAUUUCCUCAAGUUCAUGGGUAUUUCCAAGGAGAUGCCCCUGCUCAGGGCACUUGACGACACGCAUCAUGAAAUCCGAUCCUUUGCCCACCACACGGAAUCAGAGGCGGCGAGUAUUCUCCUUGCGUCGUUUGUUGAUUCCCAGGGAGGUUCGGACACGACUGGCUCGACGGGUACCGGUGUUCCAUUGGUUCAUUACAUCUCCCUGGACCAUGAAUCAAAGGCUGUUGUUCUCGCAUGCCGUGGCACACUAGGUUUCGAGGAUGUCUUGGCCGAUAUGGCUUGCGAUUAUGACAAUCUUUACUGGAGAGGAAAGUCGUACAAGGUGCAUAAGGGCAUCCACGCGUCCGCCCGGCGCUUGCUCUAUGGCGGCGACGGGCGUGUUCUCUACACGCUCAAGGAGGCUCUGGACGAGUUCAGUGAUUACGGACUGGUCCUCUGCGGCCACUCUCUCGGAGGCGGUGUUACUGCCUUAUUGGGUACGAUGCUCGCGGAGCCAUCGUCCACCGGCACAGGGUUUGUCACCACGUCCGAGCCGCAUCGCCGCCUUCUUGGGGAUGGCCGCUUCCUUGAGACGGACACAACACACGUGUGUCUCCCAUCAGGCCGCCCCAUUCACGUCUACGCCUACGGGCCCCCAGGCACUAUGUCGCCUGCCCUACGCAAAGCCACCCGAGGUCUCGUCACGAGCGUCGUGCACGGCUGUGAUCUGGUCCCGUUUUUGUCCCUAGGCGUCCUGCACGACUUCCAAGCCGUUGCGCUCGCUUUCAAGAGCGACAACCAUGAGGCCAAGGUCGAGGUCAGGCAACGCAUAUGGCAGGCCUUUCAGACUGGCCUCGCAGAGAAGUGGUACACGAGUAGUAGCCGCUCGAUGGUCGCCGACGAGGACAAGUGGAGCAUCUCGGCACUAACGACGCUGCGGUCGAGCAUGAUGAGCCUCAAGCUUCUGCCUCCCGGUGAAGUGUUUAUCGUCGAGAGCCAACGGGUUCUGAGACGCGAUGCAUUCCUUCUGUCAGAUGAGGAGUCUAUCGGACGACCUGCGCAGCGUAUUGUAUUGAAAUACGUUAGGGACGUUGAGUCCAGGUUCAGGGAGGUUCGCUUUGGCACAAGUAUGCUCAUCGACCAUAGCCCGGCCAAAUACGAGGAUGCAUUGAACAAGCUCCGCUUCGGGGUUGUCGAGACGGGCUAA
This is a messenger RNA of Colletotrichum higginsianum IMI 349063, 3480 nucleotides long. RefSeq names its product Lipase. Gene Ontology annotation, biological process: lipid metabolic process. The record is from RefSeq and is a predicted model, not a curated record. The coding region runs from base 1 to 3480 and encodes 1159 amino acids. NCBI's taxonomy places the organism in Eukaryota, Fungi, Ascomycota, Sordariomycetes, Glomerellales, Glomerellaceae. The transcript has a single exon.